ACUUCCGUAAUAAUGGCUUCCGUAGCAAAAAUAAAUUUGUGUUCUCUUUGUUGAUUUUAAUGUUCUAGUUAAUGAGAGUAAUUUCCAGUUUAACGGGGUAAAGAAAUUAAAUUUACCAGUUUUAUUUUAUAUCUCUAUUCCUACUAUCGGUACUAAUAUCAACAUGAGGAUUAAAAAGUAAAGUUCACCUGUAACGUUCUUGGCAAUCUUGGGGGUGAAAAAUUAUUAUUCAGAGCUGAAAACAAGAUUAGAAAAAUAUAGACCUAAAUAAAGUCUAAAGAGAAAGUGAAUAAGAGGCCUACCUAGCCUAGACUAGAAUAGAGGCCAGAACUAGAAAUUAAAAUUUUCCUGCCGAUUAACGAAAGAUUGAAGGAUCUAAUCCACUUCCCCACUUAUUAACUCAAAUCGUAUUAGUAUUGUUGAUUGUUCAUUGUUGCAAAAUAUUUUGACUCCCUUAUACUCCCUUAUACUUAUAACUUAUACUUUAAAAUGUAUCCAAUUCCAAUGAAUAGUUUUAUUAUUUUAAAAUAUUAUUUAAUAUAAUAUAAUAAUAGGCCAUAGGCAAAUACUAAGUCAGUAUCACUAAGUCAAGCGUAAAGUCCUACCUAAAUUUAGUGCCCCUAGCCCUAACUCAGUAACUGGAGUGUAAAUUUAACUCUAAAUUUAGUCCCCUCUCCAAAAUUAUCCGUAAAUUAAAUUUAACUCUAAGCCUUCCCUCAGCUUAAUGUUAACUCUCUAAACCUAAAAAUCUAUGACCUAAUGUCAACCCUAAAACCACAUGUAGGCUAUAUGUGUUUCCUACAUUUACAUUGUACUGUACAGAGAAAAUCCUUUAUUUGAAGUAAAAUAUUAGAUUUAUUUUUAAAAUAAUGAAAACCCUGCUUACAGUUUCAUCAAAUAUAUUUUUACUUUUACACACUGUAGGUUCCACCAAAAAUAAAAGGCAGUGUCUACACGUCCGGCGCGCCGGACGUCUAUCUCCCGCACUAUGUGUCCGGCGACCAAGUCACAUGACUGCCGUAACAAAGUGGCGAGAGAUAUCUUGUCGGGCAGCCUUGUCACGUGACUGCGAAUAAUUCAAAACUAUUGUUAAUUUUAAAAUCUAUUUCUCUACCGAGUAAUGUACUGAGUAUCUUGAAUGCAAAUAAUAGAAAACAUUUUUGUUUAGUUUGUUAUUUGAGUUUGUGUACCAGUAAUCCAUUAAAUAAAUUAGGGGCCAGUGUGGAGUAGGCGUAGGCAACCAAUAAAAGUUAAAGUAAAAGAUUUCAUUUUAAAUUAUUUCAAUUGCUACAAAAUAUUUAAAAACUUCUCAUGAAACUACUGUUGCUGAGGAACAUGAUAAUACAAAUAUAUACAAAAUAUUUUAAUUAAAAUGGGCAGAAAAAAAUGACCCUAUCCCCGGUAUAGAUCCUCAAACCUUCCUAUCGUCAAGCAACCACUCUACCACAAGACCAGACAAGAUGUAAUAAACCGUACUUCGUUUGGAAUUAUAAAAACUACUAGCCGUCCGGCCAUGUCCGGCGGUCACGUGACAAGCCGCCGGACAUAUAUCUUGCCCACUACACGUCUGGCGCGCCGGACGUGUAGACACUUCGAAAAUAAAAUCCAAAAGUUGUCAGAAAAAUAAUACCCAUUUGUUUUAAAUAUUAUAAUUAACCACCCAUUGAAAUAUUAAUUUAAAACAUUCCAUGUAAGUAUUAAUAUUUAAUAAAAGUUAACUCUAUUAACAAUCCAAGAAUAAACAAAUUAGAGAGAAUCCUACACAGAAACUCAAAUUUGCGUUCCCAUCAGACAUUAGCUGCCUAGCCCUAAUGAACCCCCCACUAGGAGUGAGGGCUAUUGACCUUUAAGUUAUGAAAUUUUUAUUAUUAUAAUAACCUAAAAUAAGUCACAAGUUUAUUUUCUAAGUUCUACAGUUCUUUUUGUAAUUUAAUAAACAAAUUAGAAGUCCUUUUUUUUCAAUUUUAAAAUGCAUUUUAAUUUUUGUAGAUCUGUAACUGCAAGACUUAGUUAAACUAUUUGUAGGGAUAGCGAGCACAAAAAAUGGUUGGGAAACACUGAAUAUAGUAUUUAAGCAAUCCCAACAAAGGACUAAUUCUAUAAUCUAACACACUACGAACUAUACCAGUACUCGGCUCAUGAGUAUCAGUAACUUCAGUCAGCAAACAACAAGUAAAAAAGUUAAACAUAACUCAAACACUAUCAUCAAUAACACUAACUCAACUGUGACCACUAUCAGUAAUGACUCACACCAACUGAUUACCGGGUACCUUAAUGUCUACGCCUAGGUGUCAUACAAAUAGACCUGAGCCAGAACUUUUAGUCCUGGGUCUAUUUUGAUGCUUAUUUUUUGUGCAUUGGAAUACCUUAAAAUUCACUCAAUUUUGUAGAUAAUUAUGUGUGGAAAAUGUAACCUAGUCUUUUUUUAAAAUUGUAGGAUCCAUGAAUAAAUCAAAGUGAUCCAAAAUGAUGGAAAGGAAAGUUCGUCUGAAGACAGUAAACCCUUUUAUUACUUGCUACAUCUGCAAAGGGUAUUUAGUGGAUUCAACAACUAUUACAGAAUGUCUCCACACAUGUAAGUAUAUUUCAUUAUGGUCAUUUGCGGCAUAGAAAUUUGAAAGUACUAUUGUGUCGAUCAAUGACAUAGUUUAGUUUCUCAUGCAAGGAAAGGGUUUUCAUGCAAUUAUUAAUUUGAGUAUUUUUAAUUUCAUGACUUCAAAUGCUACUAGAGUUUAGAAUUAAGAAUUACAACUGUACUUUUUUAAAAUUUCAGUUUGCAAAAGUUGCAUUGUAAAAUAUCUGGAGGAGAAAAACACCUGUCCCAAAUGUCAUAUUGAGAUCCAUCAGAGUUAUCCUCUAAAUUAUAUUAGGUAAGUAACCAAACACUUUCUAUAACUGCCUUGGGAAGCCAGUAUUAAGUCAAUUAAGACCUUUCAUUAUAUGAAAAAUAAAAGAUUCUAAUUAAGAUGAACUCAUUAAUGCUAUGGUAUUAAACCAAUAGUCUUAAUAUUAUCAACUAUAAAUAAUGAGAUACUAUUGUAUUUUAUUUGAUAUAAAUUUAACUAAUUACACAAAUAACUUGAGAUUUAAGACAAAAGAAGAAAAUCUUUGGCUUAAAAAAAAAAUUUUUUUUUUCACUUAUGACAAUUUUUUUUGUCAAUUGAUGGGGGAAAAAAUUAAUGUGACCUAAUAAAAAUUUAUUUUAAAAAAUGACACCUUCAUGAUUUUGACUGAAAAUUGAGGUGACAUCAGGUCUCCAAAAUAUAAAAUGGUUUUCAAAUAAUGUAUGAUUCAUAUUAUCAUCUUCAGUUUUGACAGAACAAUGCAAGACAUUGUUUACAAGCUGGUUCCAAAUCUACAAGAAAGUAAGAACAUUACUUCUUCUUAAAAAAUGUUAAUGUUAAUAAAACAUUUUAAAUUUAGUAUUAAAAUGAAUACUUAUCAGAACUUAUCUUCAAUUCUUUUGUUAUUGAUAAUUCAGUUGUGUAUCAAUCUAUUCUUUAAAUAGUUGUUUUGUAUUUUAAUUUAAUUUACUGCAAUGUAUUAUUGUGUUAAUAAAGCUUAAAACUCUAAUUACCAGUACAUUUAUUUUUCCAGAGGAGUUCCAGCGUAUGCAGGAGUUUUACAGGAAAAGAGGAUUAUCUGUUCCUUCAAGUAUAGGUAAGUUUUUAUUAUUAGAUGCUUACCGGGUAUAAUGUUUCUCGUAACACGGGUUAAGCCUAGAACCUACAGGCUUUCUUUUCUGAUAUAUUUACUCAAUUUGAGAACACUAUAACUUUUAAUAAAUAAAUAAUAUUGUGUAAUCUAUGUUUCUAUUACAUACAAAUUGAAAGUUUAAGCUUUCAUUAAGUUCAAAUAAUAUACAUUAGCCUUUUGACAUGUAUAAUCUUUUAAAAAUUCUUUAUACACAUAUAAAUAAAUAAAAAAUUUACUAUUGUUAGUAAAAAAAAUAGUUUUAUUUCAAAGGCCCUUCACGUUUUACUUAUUUAUAAUGCUACCAGCUACGAUAUCCACAGUAAAUGAUGAAAACAGUAAUGAGUGCAAUAAAAGUCAAAGUCAAGAAAACAAUGAAGAUGAAGAUCACCAUCGAAGUGAUGAGCAAGUCAACAUCUGUUUAGAGUGCCGGGCUCCAAAUCUUAAGCACCUUAAGAGAAGAUACCUUCGCAUCUCAACUCAGGCCACCAUCACACAUUUAAAAAAAUUUGUAGCACUCAAAUUGUAUAAUAAUAUUAAUAGGUUUAAAGAGGUACGAAUAUUUAGUUAACAUUCUGUUAAGUUAGAAGUGAAGGUUAAAUUUUAAACAUUUUUUUUUCUAUAAGUAAUAACAAAAAAAAUAAGAUGUUGUCAAAUAGGUAAUUUAAUUUAUUUUCAAAUAAACAGGUGGACAUUUUGUGCAAUGAAGAAAUUUUAGGCAAAGAUCAUACUUUAAAAUUUGUGGCUGUGACAAGAUGGAGAUCAAAGGUAAGAAAAUAAUUUACAGUUUCUUUGAUUAGAAAUAGAAAUACUUGUAAUUGAUGGUGCCCAAAAGCAACCAUAUAAAAAAUGCCUCAUAUUGGUUUAAAGAUUAUUUUUUUUCAAGCAGGUAAUUAUUUCCUGAUGUUUCAAUUUAUUAUAAUUUUUUACCCUUAACUUUUUGCAGGACGCCCCAUUGUUAUUACAUUACAGACAGAGAGUUGCUGACUUAUGACACAGUUUGUACUAUAGCUUGUAGAUAAGAUUGUGGUUGAAAAAGUAUGAGAGAAUGAUGUGAACACAAUCAUGCAUUUACCCUUCAACCAUGUUUGUAAACAAAGUUUUCAUUAAGCACGAGUUAUAUUUAAGCUUGAUACAGACUAACAAAAGCAACUGAGUUAUAUUUAAGCUUGAUACAGACUAACAAAAGCAACAAAAAGGAAACAAAUACAUUUAAAACAUUUUAAAGAAUGGGAAAAAAUGAAUCCAAGUACUUGGUCAAUUAUUUCUACUUGAACAGAGUUAUGCUUUAUUAUUUCUCAAGCAAGCUUAAGCACUUCUUGUGCUCUAUUGAUACUUUUUUCACAAGCUUGAUUGCAGUCUCGUUUGUUUAACUUUGUCUUUUAUUAAGAUAAUAAAGCAUUUAGUUUUGGGGGGAUUAUGAUGUGCUUAAUAUGGAUCAUAUUGGAAGAGGCAAAACAUAUUUUGCAAUAAGAUUUUUAAAAAGUGAGAAAUCCAUUCCUCCCACAGCUGUGUUCACUGGAAACAAUAUAUAUAUUUUUUUAAUACUUGUGUUGCCCACAAAGCGUAUUUAAAAAUCUCUGUUCAACAUUUUAGUUAUAUUCAAAGAGUCAUUAAUUAAUUCUUUUCAAAAAGUCCAUCAAAGAAAAGCUGUAGAAAUUUGUGACCAUUUGAGAAUUGGUAAAGUCUGAAGAUGUCAGAAAACUUAGAUCAUUGGUAUUAACAAGAUUAUUAUUGCAAUCUGUUUUUAAAAUGUGCAGUCAUAUUCCUGUAUAAAUCCUUAUAAAUUGAUGCAAUGAAGAUUGUAAUGCAGUAAGUCAAUUUGUGCAAUACAUUUUGUAUUUGCCGAACCCACUGUUAAUGACAUUCAGUUGCAGUUUGACACCAGUUUUCAGAUAAAGAUGUCUCACUAGAUUAAAAUAGCUCAUAUAUGCACUUUGUAAUCUUAUGUUUUAUCAGUAUCUCAGGGGAGAUCUGCACACUUAGCAAUGGUAAAUAUUUGAAAAUAGCAAUGGUAAAUAUUUGAACAAUCAUUUUUUUUUAUCAAAACUUGCAAAAAUUUUCAAGUGCUGAGGUUACUGAAUAAAUCAUGCAUUAUUUCCCUUCUGUUCCAAAAUUAUUUUGAGACACUAAAACUAUACUUGUACUCUUUUUUUUUUUUUUUAAGAGUGUUGCCUUAUUUAUGGUGCAUGUUCUUUAGAAAUAAGAGAUGCGAUUCCCGAUUAACUGGAGAAUUUUCCCAGCUAUGAUAUGGGAAAUAUGAACUGGCACAAAACUAAGAAUAUGUUUCUGACAAGAUAUUUUUACAUAUGCAAAGGUUUUAGAAAAAGUGAAUUAUAUUUCUUGCACUUGCAUAGCAAUAUUUCAUAAUAAACUGUAUAAUUUUGCAUUUCUAAUUCUAUUGCUAUUUGCAAUGGAUCAAUUUUUUUGUCAAAUUAAUUUGUUUUCUAGACUUUGAUUGUAUUUUCCAAGAGAUAAAAUUUGUUGAUGUAUGAUUAAGUCCAGUGAUUGUAUUUACUUACUGUGUGAUCUCUGGCUGAAGUUAUUUUUAUUGAUAAAUGUCUUAUUUCCCCUGACCAAACAUGAUGUGAUUCCCUAGGUAUGAAAUAUUGUGUCAUAUAGCAUGACCAACUUUUAUAUUAAAAUACUUGACAUAUGAUUUUUCUGUUGGUUUUUUCUACUGAAUUAAUAAUAAUACUUUCUGCAUCAUUUGAGUUUUUUUAUUGGACAUCAGAACAUUAAUCAAUAAUU
This is a messenger RNA of Lymnaea stagnalis (great pond snail), 6444 nucleotides long. NCBI's taxonomy places the organism in Eukaryota, Metazoa, Mollusca, Gastropoda, Lymnaeidae. The record is from the annotation of a GenBank genome assembly.